Manacus vitellinus (golden-collared manakin) is the source of this 4297-nucleotide messenger RNA. RefSeq names its product cell surface glycoprotein CD200 receptor 1-A. Gene Ontology annotation, molecular function: signaling receptor activity. NCBI's taxonomy places the organism in Eukaryota, Metazoa, Chordata, Aves, Passeriformes, Pipridae. The coding region runs from base 2083 to 2994 and encodes 303 amino acids. The record is from RefSeq and is a predicted model, not a curated record. Gene Ontology annotation, cellular component: external side of plasma membrane. Gene Ontology annotation, biological process: regulation of neuroinflammatory response. The transcript is spliced from 6 exons.
GUGCCAGGAGGGUUGGAAGAGAUGAUCUUGAAGGUCCCUUCCAACCCAGACCAUUCUAGGAUCCUGUGAAUUCUAUGUCGUGGGAUCCUGGCUCUCAUUGUGCAAGUUAGAGAACAGCCUCCUGUGACUAAGAAAUAAAGUGCUUGUCACUUCUUGUGGUAAACUUAUGUUUCCGUCAUGUCCUGCCGCAGACUUCUGUGACACUUCCCAAGUUUUGCUGCCUUCAACCAGAAGUUGCUCCCAAAGAGUCUUAAUGGCAUCUUAAAUAAUAUUUUCCUACCAAAAGAAUCCAUCUGUCUAACUUCUGGUUCUGAAUCAAUUUCCUGUAGCAAAGAUCUUUCAUGAUGGCAAUUUAAAGUAGGACUUUUCUUGUUUAAAAGAGAGUUUGUUCUUUUGCAAAAUCUCCUCUAUCCCACUGAAUAUUUUAAAUUUUUAUAUUUAUGCAGCAAUCUUGUACCCAAUACACUAUAUCUGCACAUUUAUACCACCUUAGUUUCCUCUUGUCUUUGCAUCAAAUUUGAGCACCACUUCUUUUACCUUGGAGGCCUGAUACUGAUUACAUGUUCUCUCUCCAGCCUUGUAUCUUAAUCUCUACUUACAAAAAGACCUCUUCUUCCUCUCCAUGCCCUUGUCUAAAAUACAGCUAUGAUAUCUAUUCACAUGCAUUACUAAUUCCAAGGUCAAUGAUAAAUACUCAGAAAACAAACCAAUGUUACUGAAAAUAGCACAUUGAAAAGCGGAGGAGUGUCAAAAUGUGAUAUUGUAUUUAAAAAAUCAAGGGGGGGAAAUAUGCAGAACACCCUCCCACAAAAAACUAUAGCCAAUGAGAUGAUCCUGGGACCAAGAUGAUCCAGCUAAAUUUGUGUCUUACAUUAUUUUCUUUACAUGAUCAUUAUCAGGUUUUUUUUUACGUAUUUACAUAAGACCUUAACUCACACUCCUCUGUUCCAGUGAACAUCAAUGCAGACAAUUUUGGAACACCAGUCUGAUCAAACAAAAUUACCAGAAUAUCAGACUGCAGUCAUCAGCAGAGUUCAAACAUGGUGUGCAGUCCUAGUGCCUGAGCAGUUCAUUUCCUGCCAACUUUGAUCUGUUUUCUGUAUUUACUUCUUAUGUCUCUGUCCUCAGUAGUAAUUACCCUGACUCCUAGCUUUCAAACAAGACAAAAAGCUGAAGCCUUUUUUAUCCUUGACCCACAGAACUGUACUAGGGAAGUGCUGUGGCUUAAGAAGGGAGACAGAACUCUGAAUCUGAAAUUAGUAGCUCAGUGAGGAAGUGGAGAAACAGGUACAGUAUUAUUUUAAAACAACACUCACGAGAGUAUUCUGAAAAAAAUCCCCAAACAAACCAAUUUUUAAGUGAAAGAUGUAGGCCACCUUCAGUUUCUGUCUCAUUUCUGUUGAAUAGAAUUUAAAAUAGCCUUUUCUUUCCCCUCAAAACUCAGUUUCUGUUCUCAGGGUCUGGAUAGACUUGUUGUUCAAGAUGAGAACUGUGCUACCAGCAGCUGAGAAAGAAAUAAUUAAAAAUGUCACUUACAGAAAAGGUUUGAGACUGCUUUUUUUUUUUUUUCUCUUGAGGAAGAUACAAGGAAGAAUUGUCUUGGAGGUAGUACCAAAGAAGUGUCAAAGAAGUAGCAGUAGUAACAGACAUGACAAACAUGAAGAAUAAGUUUCUCUCUAGCUUCCCAAGACUAACAUUUACUUUUUGAUAUUAAACUCAGCCUUGCAUAAUCUCCUCUGCUUUUACCCUUUCUGAACUCUGCUGCAGGGUUUAUCUUCACUUAUCAGCCUCCCGAGGAGAGCCAAUGAACGGAAGGCAGAACUGCUCAGCCUGUUUCCUCAGUGUUUGCCCAGGCUUUCAGCACAGGAAGCUUAGUGCUCUGAAAAGUCAGAAGGAGGAACCUCUUCAGCUUUGAGGAGCCAGUUGAUCAGGAGCAUGCACAGCUAGAAGAGAGGAGUUGGAAAGGGAGAGAGGAAACACUUGACACCGACUGCUGAGGGUGCACUGGCAGGCAAUAAACGCUCCCCGUGACCACAGUUAGGUUGGUGUCGGGAUGGAUGGAGUGACGGAGCUGCCUAAGGCAUGAAAGCAGGAACCAACAUGAAGAUUUCUGGGAAGACUGUGUAUAUGUUUGUGCUGCUCACCAUCAUUGUUAUGAGAUCAGGAGGGAACAAAGAAGUGUCAGUGACCGUAGGUGACAGCUCAGUGCUCGCCUGCCCUCUCAAACCAAAUAUAAAUAUGCUAACAUGGAAAAUAUAUCCCAAGGUUGGAGGUCCCUGCAACUUGGGCUACAGGGCAGAUACGAACACAACAGACAGAACAAACUGCAGUGACAGCAUGAACUGGAAAUUCAGACCAGAUCUGGGUCCUGUGCUUGAGAUACAGCAAGUGGGGAUAGCCCAGGAGGGAAAUUACAUCUGUGAAGUUGUAACACCAGAAGGGAAUUUCCACAGGACAUACCACCUGACUGUGCUGGUGCCCCCAAGGCUGAGCCUCUUCUGUGACGAGCACGGGAAGCCCGUGUGCGAGGCAGCGGCAGGGAAGCCGCCUGCUCAGGUCUCGUGGCUCCUAGAGAGCAACUCCUCCCUUGAGGAAGAAAGCCAUGACAACGGGACAGCGACUGUUCUCAGCAGGUUGACAGCAUGUGACACCAAUGUGACUGACACAACCUGCGUGGUGUUCCACCCAGCUGGGAGCUGGAGUGAGUCCAUAGCCUGUUGUCCCUCAGACAAAAAGAACUCUAUCCUGUAUGUCUCCAUUACCCUUUGUCUUCUGAGCAUUAUGACCUUCAUGGCUGUCAUUUACUACAUCAAGCUCCACAGCAAUAGACUGUGCCACAAAACCACACCUCCUGAAACUGAUCCUAUACAGAAUGACACGAUGGAAGUGGAACCUUAUACUACUUACGUGCAGAAGGAAAACGUAAUUUACAACUCAGUGUCUGAUCUGACAGUGGGGCAGAAUCUUCCACAAGAACUGUGGCCCGAAACAUGAACAAUUCAACAACACUGGAAAAGGAAAGACGUCCUUUAUAAAAGACUGGUUAUAUAGAGAAACUUCUCAGAGGAUUUCUUCAGAUUUUGGGGCAGCAUAGCUCACUAGGUCUGUUCAGACACCUGUGCUUGCCGAUGAGUCUUUAUAGGUCUAUUUUUUUCCCCCCUGUUUUGCUUUCUUCCUUGGGAAGGGAAACAGUGAUGUUCCUUGCAAAAAUGGACUGACCCCAUAACACAGUUUUUCCUGGAAUAGAUGUUGUGACCAGUGUUCCCUUUACUGUUCUUGCCCUGGAGGUUCUAGUUUUGUCAGUCACUUCUAAAUGUAACUUUGAUACACUUGACACUAUGAUGCACACAUUUGGGAGACCAGAGGAGCGUUAUUUCCAAACUAAAAUGAAACACUCUUCAAUCAGCAGCCACCUUUUUCUAAUUUGCACUUUACUAACAUAGUGACCCAAGUACCAAUCAUCACUGAAUACCUUAAAUAGCAGAAGAUAUUGGUAGGGAAGACCCAGUUCUGAAAAUGGAAAUGAGUGAUAAAUUUAGAUCAUUCACUAAGAAAGAGUCUUCAGUAACAUGAUUAAUUUACUUGUUAGUUUCAUAUUCAGUAACUCAGGAUACCAUUAUAGGAUAUAGUCCUAUAGGACUAUAGGAUACCAUUAUAGGAUAUAUGUCCAUCCAGAGGAACCUGGACAAGCUGGAGAAGUGGGCCAAUGAGAAUUUCACAAGACCAAGUGCAAGGUGCUGCAAAUGGGUUGGGGCAACCCAUGGUAUCAAUCCAGGCUAGGGGAUGAACAGAUCAAGAGCAGCCCUGCUGAGAAGGACUGGGGUGUGAUGGUGGAUGAGAGGCUGGACCUGACCCGGCAAUGUGUGCUCACAGCCCAGAAAGCCAAAUGUGUUCUGGGCUGCUUCAAAAGCAACGUGGCCAGCAGAUGGAAUGAGGUUCUGCCAUUCUGCUCUGCUCUGUGAGACCCUAUCUGAAGUACUGCUUCCAGCUCUGGAGUCUCUAACACAAGAAAGACAUGGACAUGUUGGAGCAGGUCCAGACAAGAGCCACAAAGGUGGUUAGAGGGAUGGAGAACCUGUCGUAUGAGGAAAGCUUGAGAGAAUUGGGAUUGUUCAGCCUGGAAAAGAAAAGGGUUAGCGGUGACCUAAUUGUGGCCUUCCAGUACCUGAAGGGAGUCUACAAGGAAAAUGGGGAGGGAUUUUCUACAAGGGCAUGUAGUGACAGGACAAAGGGGAAUGCCUUCUAACUAAAAAAGACUAGGUUUAGAUUAGAUAUUAGGAGAAAAUUCUUUACUGUG